UCAUAGGAUAAUGCAAGCCCGAAAUUCCAAAUCCCGACAGAAGCUCCCUUCUGGCCCGGAACAGAGGGAAGAUUCAGACAAAUUCUUGGAAAAAAGACAAAGACGCUCGUUUACUAGGAUUCCAUAAAUAUUCCGAUUGAAAAAAUGGCAGGAUACUCAACGCUCAAGCACGAGCCCCAAACUUUCUUUCCCACCGAGAAGAUUUUCUUCCUUGUCUGUUGCUUCUUUCUUUCUUCUUCUAAAUUGGGAUUCUAUUCAUGGUGUGCAUCGUCUAUGGGUUCUGAAAGGAAGAAAAAGACUGCCGUGAACCCAGAAAGGGAAUCCCAUUUUGUUGCGCGACGUCAAUCCGGCGGCCAAACUUCCAGCGAAGACAGAGAACUGCUCCUUCCAAGUUUGCCGGUGGGUCAAUUUCACCGGAAAGAUCAGAUUUUUGAGCAGAAUCCAAUGGAAAAGCUAGAAGGAACCUGCUCCGACAAGGAGGGCAGGCAAGAUUAUACACGAGAUGGGACUUUGAGCCUCCGUGGGAAGCCUGUGUUGAGAUCAAGGACCGGGGGAUGGAAAGCUUGUUCCUUUUUUCUUGGGUAUGAAGUGUUUGAGAGGAUGGCGUUUUAUGGGAUAGCAUCAAAUUUGGUGGUCUAUUUAUCAGUGAAGCUUCAUGAAGGCACAGUGAAGUCUUCCAACAAUGUCACCACCUGGACUGGCUCUGUGUGGAUGUUCCCCAUUCUCGGAGGUUACAUCGCGGAUGCUCACUUGGGUCGAUACUGGACCUUUGUCAUUGCAGCAGCCCUCUACCUUCUGGGAAUGUCCCUCUUAACCUUGGCAGUUUCAGUGCCUGGACUCAGACCCCCAUCCUGUGGGAAUGGAAUCAACGAAACACAAUGUGAACAAAGCGUCUCGAGUUUCCAAAAGGGGAUUUUCUAUUUCGCAUUGUACACGGUUGCACUUGGAGCUGGUGGAACAAAACCAAAUAUAUCCACAAUGGGUGCAGACCAGUUUGAUGAUUCUGAUCCCAAGGAAAGGCAUUACAAGAUAUCAUUCUUUAACUGGUGGUUUUUCGGCAGCUUCUUUGGCGCCCUCAUUUCCAACAGCCUCUUGAUCUACGUACAAGACAAUGUUGGUUGGACCCUAGGCUACGGUCUGCCAACACUUGGCCUUGCUGUUUCCAUCUCUUUGUUCCUUAUAGGAACACGGUUUUAUAGGCACAAAUCGAUUGCUGGGAGUCCAAUCACUAAAAUGUCGCAAGUUAUUGUUGCUGCUGUGAGGAAAUGGAGAAUACCUGUUCCUGAUGAUCCGAAACAGCUUUAUGAGUUCGCGCCCGAAUCUCACUAUUACAGACUUGAUCAUACAGCCACUUCAUUAAGAUUCCUUGAUAAAGCUGCUGUUAUGACGGGAUCAAGCUCUCCAUGGAUGCUCUGUCCAGUGACUCAAGUUGAAGAAACGAAGCAAAUGAUCAAGAUGCUCCCGGUUAUGGCAAUCACUAUAAUACCCAAUACCAUAAUAGCCCAAAUGAACACAUUAUUCAUCAAGCAAGGCACCACUCUCAACAGAAGCGUGGGGCCUGAUUUUGAGAUCCCUCCAGCAUGUCUAUCAGCAUUUGUCACCAUUUUCAUGCUGGUAAGCCUCAUCACUUAUGAUCGCUGGUUCGUGCCAUGGCUUGAACAGUACACAAAGAACCCCCGGGGGAUCACUUUGCUAAAAAGAAUGGCGAUUGGCUUUGUGUUGCACCUCGUCAUCAUGGUCACAGCCUGUCUGGUUGAACGAAAAAGGCUUAGUGUUGCCAGAGAACACCACAAACUGGGUCAACACGACCAAGUGCCUCUCAGCAUCUUUAUCCUGUUGCCCCAGUUUGCUCUGGUAGGGGUUGCUGAUUGUUUCCUUGAACCUGCAAAGCUCGAGUUCUUCUAUGACCAAGCACCAGAAGGAAUGAAGAGCCUGGGCGCCACGUACUUCUCGACCGGCCUUGGGCUUGGGCAGUUCUUUAGCAGUUUCCUUCUGGCAACAGUUUCUGAUAUCACCAAGAAGGCUGGCCACAGUGGGUGGAUUCUGGAUAAUCUGAAUAUCUCUCAUCUCGAUUACUACUACGCAUUCUUGGGUCUUCUGGGGCUCCUCAACUUCCUUGUAUUUCUGGUGGUGGCUAAAUUUUUCGUUUACAAUGUGGAUGUGAACUCCACAGGGAGCGGAAAAUUAGACGUGGUAGCUCUGCCAGGCCAAACCACCAGCUAA
Messenger RNA from Linum tenue, 2223 nucleotides. NCBI's taxonomy places the organism in Eukaryota, Viridiplantae, Streptophyta, Magnoliopsida, Malpighiales, Linaceae. The record is from the annotation of a GenBank genome assembly.